GUGAAAGAGAGAGAGAUCGAUGGAAGGAGAAGGAAGAAGAGAAAUAACCAGUAGAGAGGAAGAAGCAGCACAAGCCCAAGUGGACAUAUGGAAAUAUAUGUUUGGGUUUGUAGAUGUGGCAGUGGUGAAGUGUGCCAUUGAGCUUGGCAUAGCUGAGGUCCUGGAAAGCCACGGAGGUCCCAUGACACUCUCCGAGCUUUCGUCCGCCCUUGGCUGCCCCUCCCCAUCCGCCCUCUACCGUGUCAUGAGGUUCUUGGUGCACCAGCGCGUGUUUAAGGAAGACUCCACAAGCCAAGGUAUCAUUGGCUAUGCUCAAACACCGUUGUCCCGGCUGCUAAUGAGACAUGGUAAAAACAGCUUGGCCGAUCUUUUGCUGCUAGGGAGCAGUCCGGCGGUGGUUGAGUCGUGGCAUAGUCUAAGUGCUCGUGUUCUAUCCAUUGAUACUUCAGCAUUUGAGCUCGCCCAUGGUGAGGACAUAUGGAGCUACGCAGCUAAAAAUCCCGCCCAGAUGAAGCUUAUUGAUGAUGGUAUGGCUUGUGAUGCUAGGGUGGUUGUGCCGGCGGUAAUUGAGGGCUGUUCGGAGCUCUUUGGUGGGCUGAACGUUUUGGUGGACGUGGGUGGUGGAAAUGGCACUACUCUGAGCAUGUUGGUUAAAGCCUUCCCAUGGAUUCAAGGCAUUAACUUUGAUCUUCCUCAUGUUGUCUCUGCUGCUCCAAACUGUGUUGGCAUUGAGCAUGUUGGGGGAGACAUGUUUGAUAAGGUUCCCAAAGCGGAUGCUGCUUUCCUCAUGUGGGUUCUGCAUGACUGGGGUGACGACGAGUGCAUCCAAAUCCUAAAAAAAUGCAGAGAAGCCAUUCCAGAGGACAAAGGGAAGGUGAUUAUCGUAGAAGCCGUGAUCGAAGAAGGGGAAGGAGACAAGCUCAAGUAUGUGAGGUUGAUGCUGGACAUGGUGAUGAUGGCUCAAACAAAAACUGGAAAAGAGAGGACUCUGAAAGAGUGGGCAUACAUUCUAGGCAAAGCUGGCUUCAGCCGAUACACUUUGAAUCGCAUUCAAGCUGUUCAGUCUGUCAUUGAGGCCUAUCCUUGAUUUGCAUAUGAAGUGUUUCAUAGUGUUCAAAGGAUGAUGAACACAAUAAAUAUUGUGCGAAUAAAGCUUUAUAUAAGCAUAGUCUCUGUUGGGAUUAGGGUUUUAGUAAUCGAGUGAGAUUUCCCAGCAAGGAUCUGUUUGGUUUAGCCUUUAAAAUUUAGUACUAUGUUCUGAUAAUGUUUGAAUUUUAUUCAAUGAACAGCUUGAGGAGACUGUGAUAGUUUGUUAA
Molecule: messenger RNA, 1316 nt
Organism: Cornus florida
Lineage: Eukaryota; Viridiplantae; Streptophyta; Magnoliopsida; Cornales; Cornaceae
Product: acetylserotonin O-methyltransferase-like
Exons: 2
Coding region: 20-1087 (355 amino acids)
Biological process (GO): methylation
Molecular function (GO): O-methyltransferase activity; S-adenosylmethionine-dependent methyltransferase activity; protein dimerization activity
Source: RefSeq, a predicted model, not a curated record